Molecule: messenger RNA, 573 nt
Organism: Phytomonas sp. Hart1
Lineage: Eukaryota; Euglenozoa; Kinetoplastea; Trypanosomatida; Trypanosomatidae
Source: the annotation of a GenBank genome assembly
AUGAAUAAGGUUGUCAUUACAACGUACCGCAGGCUACUGAAAAUGUGCAGCCAAGUAGAUAAUGAUAUUGCCUUGCGUUCCAUGCUAUCCUGCACUCCAAUCCAAGUUUACAAUCAUAGUAUUAAUGAGUGGGUUCCACUGAACGUGGGUAAGUUAUCAUCAUGGCAAGAUAGUCGCAUUUUCUUCGACAACUUGAUUCGACGCCUUAACAAUAUCAGGCAGUUUUAUAUUCCUCCAACCCUACGUGAGGAGGCGGUGGCGGCUAUGAAUUUGCAUAAUUUUCGGAUGGUUCAGCAAAAAACCGAGGCAACAGUAAAGGGUGGUGAAGCUGGAAAAUCAGAGAGGGAUGAACCUAUGACGAAGGCUUCGUCUUCGACAUCAACGCCAGAAGAUGGACCUAACUCCAACUCAACCUCAACUGGGUCCAAGCAUUCCGAUGGUACUUCUAUUACACAUAUCCCUUUAGAUGUAAAACCGUACGAUCUCCUGUGCCCAACGUUACGUUUUUUUUUGCCACAACUCCAUUUUCCACAAACCACCUCACCAAUUCCCUUGCCGCUGUUAAGGAGCUGA